UCGGAAUCGUCCCACUGAUAAUGACGAAGAAUUUUUAAAAAACUUUGAAACCCAAAAAUUUCUCUUGGAAGCCACCAAAAAAUUAUGUGAAGAGAAGAAUAUAGAAUUAAUCAUUUUCCCUCGUGGCACUGCUUCG
Molecule: messenger RNA, 136 nt
Organism: Ambispora leptoticha
Lineage: Eukaryota; Fungi; Glomeromycota; Glomeromycetes; Archaeosporales; Ambisporaceae
Source: the annotation of a GenBank genome assembly